ACUGGAUAAAGUAAUAUCCAAAUCGCAAAGAUCGCGGUGCUUUUCCUUUUGAUCUCACUUCUUCCACUGCCUCCCUAGAACCUUUGAGAGAACAAACAAAUUCUCUCUCUCUCUCUCUCUCCAAACCACGGAAACUAGUCAAAAAGAGCGGAUUUCCUGUCAAAUCGAGCGCUUUUUGGUUGAAAAUUAGAAGUGGGCAUUGCUUGGGUUUCUGUUUGGAGGAUCUCCGAGGCUUUUCUGCCGAACUUUACAUGCCCCCUACUUCUGAUUCCAAUAACUGGUGCUUCAUCCAAAAACUGAAGUGGUUUUGGUUGUUUUGUGAUGUAAGCCCCCCAAAGUACUCCGAUUUACAUUCUUACGAUGGCUUGGUCGAUGAAGAGCUUCCUUUACUCAGAUGGGUUGAAUUUGAAUGAAACUAUUCUUCGCUCAAAAUCCAGAAGCGUUUGUGGGUUUUAUCCCCCUUUUGGUGUUUCACCCUCGAGAGACUCAAAACCAAGAGCUUUACCAGUUUUGGGGUAUGAUUUUAUGGGAAAGCCCUUACUUGUCUCAGAUCAAAAGGGUCAUAGACGCUGGAGUCCCAAAUCCUCGAGCAAUUUCUCUAUUCAUGCACAAGCAUCAAUCUGCGUAAGCCGAAAUAUGAGAUGGUGGGAGAAGACUCCUAAACCCAACAUGGUGGAGAUUCAAUCGGCGCAAGAACUUGUGGAUUCGCUGCUUAAUGCUGGUGAUAGGUUGGUCAUCGUCGACUUCUAUUCACCUGGUUGUGGAGGCUGCAAAGCUCUCCAUCCCAAGAUCUGUCAGCUGGCUGAGUUGAACCCUAAUGCGAUUUUUCUUAAAGUUAACUAUGAGGAUCUCAAACCCAUGUGCCACGGUCUCCACAUUCAUGUCCUUCCAUUCUUUAGGUUCUAUAGAGGUGCAGAUGGCCGUCUAUGCAGCUUCAGCUGCACCAAUGCCACAAUCAAGAAAUUCAAAGAUGCAUUGGCAAAGCAUGGGACUGAACGAUGUAGUCUUGGGCCAACAAAAGGUUUAGAUGACUCUGAGCUAAUGAAUUUAGCAUCCAUUGGUGAAGUUUCAGUACACUCACCAUUGCCAUCCACCAAGGAAGGAUGUUUGGAGAAUUUGGUUGUGGAAAGCAUAGAAUUCUCUGGUGUUAUGAAAAAAAGAGGCAAUAUGGAAACCAGAAAGGAGAUGCUUUGUUGAAGCUAUCUAUCAAGGAUAAAGAUUAUUAGAGAUUGGUUUUGGGGUGAAGAAGCUCCAUGUUUUUUGAAAUGGUGCUCAUCUCAUUUUUACUUGUGUAUAUAUAUAUAUAUAUAUAUUGUUGAGUUUUCCAUAAGCGGGCUUCUGGGUUUUUUGAAUUGAGCCCUGCCAGUUUGGUUAAUCUGUUAUUGGAUUGGAUAUUGUGAUCUGCUAUAGAGUUCGUGCAGAUCCAGCUUGAUUAAUAUUUAAAUCUCAGUUAUGGUU
Messenger RNA from Juglans microcarpa x Juglans regia, 1458 nucleotides. RefSeq names its product thioredoxin-like 1-2, chloroplastic. NCBI's taxonomy places the organism in Eukaryota, Viridiplantae, Streptophyta, Magnoliopsida, Fagales, Juglandaceae. Bases 361 to 1197 code for a protein of 278 amino acids. Gene Ontology annotation, biological process: cell redox homeostasis. The record is from RefSeq and is a predicted model, not a curated record. The transcript has 4 exons.